Molecule: messenger RNA, 3920 nt
Organism: Cuculus canorus (common cuckoo)
Lineage: Eukaryota; Metazoa; Chordata; Aves; Cuculiformes; Cuculidae
Gene: SLC5A1
Product: solute carrier family 5 member 1
Exons: 15
Coding region: 69-2009 (646 amino acids)
Biological process (GO): sodium ion transport; transmembrane transport
Cellular component (GO): plasma membrane
Molecular function (GO): D-glucose:sodium symporter activity
Source: RefSeq, a predicted model, not a curated record
UAUCAUUAACCUGAACUCUGAAAGGAGCAUAUAAGGAGAGAAAGAAGAAAGCCAGAGAAGAAGCCAGGAUGGAAUCCAACAUCAGGAUCAACAAUCCUGCGGACAUCUCUGUUAUUGUCAUCUAUUUUUUGUUAGUCCUGGCAGUGGGACUAUGGGCUAUGUACUCGACCAACCGAGGGACAGUAGGUGGCUUCUUCCUGGCUGGCCGAAGCAUGGUGUGGUGGCCGAUUGGUGCUUCUCUCUUUGCCAGUAACAUUGGCAGCGGACAUUUUGUGGGAAUAGCAGGAACAGCAGCAGCUGGAGGAAUUGCCAUCGGAGGAUAUGAGUGGAACGCGCUGGUACUUGUGGUAAUUCUGGGAUGGCUGUUUGUACCCAUCUACGUCAAAGCCGGGGUGGUGACAAUGCCAGAGUAUCUGAGGAAGCGUUUUGGUGGGAAACGGAUUCAGGUCUACCUGUCCAUCCUGUCUCUAAUCCUGUACAUUUUCACCAAGAUCUCAGCAGAUAUAUUCUCUGGGGCUGUGUUCAUACAGCUGGCCGUCGGGCUGAACCUUUACUUGGCCAUAAUCAUCCUGCUUGCUAUUACAGCUCUGUACACCAUCACAGGUGGCCUUGCAGCUGUGAUUUACACAGACACCUUGCAAACAUUUAUCAUGGUAGUGGGAUCCUUCAUACUGAUGGGAUUUGCAUUUGUUGAAGUAGGAGGGUAUGAUGCUUUCAUGCAGAAGUACAUGGCAGCAAUUCCGUCCAAUAUCUCCUAUGGGAAUAUUACGAUUGAUGAAGAAUGUUACACUCCUCGGAAGGAUUCCUUUCACAUCUUCCGAGAUGCCGUCACAGGAGAUUUGCCCUGGCCAGGGCUCGUCUUUGGUUUGAGCAUCCUUGCUUUGUGGUACUGGUGCACAGAUCAGGUUAUUGUUCAAAGAUGUCUCUCUGGCAAGAACAUGUCCCAUGUGAAGGCUGGUUGCAUCAUGUGUGGAUACCUGAAACUCUUGCCCAUGUUUAUCAUAGUGAUGCCUGGAAUGAUCAGCCGCAUUUUGUAUACAGAUGUGGUGGCUUGUGUUGUGCCUGAAAUCUGCCAGCAGUACUGCGGCACUGCGGUUGGCUGUACGAACAUCGCUUAUCCCAAAAUGGUAGUGGAGCUUAUGCCAAACGGUCUGCGGGGUCUGAUGCUGGCGGUCAUGCUGGCCUCCCUUAUGAGCUCCCUGACUUCCAUUUUUAACAGUGCUAGCACUUUGUUCACCAUGGACAUUUACACCAAAAUUCGACCCCGAUCCUCCGAGAGAGAGCUCAUGUUAGCUGGAAGGGCAUUUAUGUUACUUUUAAUCGGCAUCAGCAUUGCCUGGGUCCCCGUGGUGCAGUCAGCUCAAAGCGGGCAGCUCUUUGACUACAUUCAGUCCGUCACCAGCUUCCUGGGACCCCCCAUUGGCGCUGUCUUCUUGCUCGCCAUCUUCUGCAAGCGGGUCAAUGAGCAGGGCGCCUUCUGGGGCCUGAUAGUGGGGCUGCUCGGUGGGCUCAGUCGAAUGAUUGCAGAGUUUGUCUACGGAACUGGCAACUGCGUGAACCCUUCCAACUGCCCCUUCAUCAUCUGUGGGAUUCACUACCUUUACUUUGCAAUGAUUCUUUUUGGGGUUUCUGCAAUUGUCAUCCUGGCAGUGUCCUUCAUGACCAAGCCCAUUCCUGAUGUACAUCUCCACCGCUUGUGCUGGUCUUUGCGGAACAGCAAAGAAGAACGUAUUGAUCUUGAUGCAGACGAGGAGCAGGCCAAAGCUGAUGAAAAAGAUGAGGAAUCAGUUAAUGGGGAAAAUGAAGAACCAGGAUGCCUUAAGAAAACAUACAACUGGUUCUGUGGCAUCGAUCAGCAGAAAGCCCCCAAGCUGAGCAAGGAGGAAGAGGAAGCCUUGAGGAAGAAGCUGACAGACACGAGCGAGGUGCCACUGUGGAGGAAUGUAGUGAAUAUCAAUGGCAUCAUCCUGCUGACUGUGGCAGUGUUUUGCCAUGCCUACUUUGCAUAAACCCCUGCUCAUGGUUUGGAGAUUGACUGUGACUGUGUUCCCGAGCAACAGCCAUGACUUGUAGAUGGGCAGAGUUAGAUACACUUAGCAUUUUCAUUGCCUACAUUUGUAAGAAAUCAGGGUGAUUUAUUCACUGGUUUUGUGAUGCUGUUUCCAACAAUCUAAAGACGAAGACCACUGGGAUUCCAAGAGAGAGACAUUCUGUUUAGACAUCAAAUCUAUCCAAGAUUCAGAACUUCCAUCCGAUAUCCUCUCUACUCUUGACACAUUUCAUAUUCGAGGCACGGAACAAGAGUGCCUGAGCAGUAUUUCAUACCAGGGUUUGUGAACUACCUUUUAGUGCUGAUUUUCAACACUUCUUCUUCUGAUCAUUCAAAUGUCUUUUCCUUGGUUUGUGAUACUUUGAUAACAAAACCCUCAGCAGCUGAGGGACCAGAUUAUGAAUUCAAAUGAAAAUAUUAGGUUGGUUCCCCCCAGGCGCGGGGUAUCUUGAGUAAAAGAUUUCUGUAUAUAUCGAUAUAUUUGACACUAGAUCUAACUUCCCAUUAGAACUUGUUCCCCUGUUCCCUCACUUUCCAUGGUGGUGUGAUUUUUCAGUGAUGGGUGGAACACUGACUGUCUGCAUUGAUUGCAGUUUGGAAUUAAUGUCUCCAUGAUCUUAAUAAGAAUUCUGCUUAUGACAGAAUCUCUCUUUAAGGUCAACUUCAAAAGGUCCUCCUCUCUUUAUAUUUUCAUAUGUAUCUAUACUUGAAUGUGAAGCUUUUUUAUAUAAAAUACAUGUCUUUUAUAUACACAUACUAGAUAUUAUAUAUAUGCACUCUGUAUAUUAUAGAUAUUUAAGAUAUAUGUGUGUAUAUAUACCUUUGUAUCUCACUGAUCAGCUCCUAUCUUGGUAAGUCCAUGUCAAUCGCUACCACAGUUACUGGGACCUUUUCAUCAUGGGACUGGUGUUAACCAGCUGUCUCUUCUUAUGGGCUGUCUUACAAACUAGUCCAUGCACACGGGUAGAAGUCCAAAGCACCAGAACUCUGGGUUCGUGUUUUUCUUUAAGUAUAUGUGAGGGCUCUGUACUGCUUUUCUGCAAAGCUAUAAAUCUUCUGUAGAUUUCAUUCAGAGAGAGAAGUUGUGCUGUGUGACAGCAUGAGGUAACGGUUCCUGAAGAACAUAGCACAGCUGUGGGCAUCAGCUACCCCAGCCCAAUUGUCUUCUCUUGGUGAGUUUGACACCAGCUGGGGAGACAGGACAAGACAGAUUUAACACUUCAAAACAAAAAGCAAGAGAUUUUGCUACCAUCUUAUUUGCGGACAUCUUAUUCAGUUCCUUGCGAAAUUGAGUGUAAAAAGAAGCCAUUGGUUGCUGCAGCCGAGCUGUACCCCCAUUCCUUGUUCCUGCUGCGCACCGAGCGCAGGAUGCCAGCUUGUCCCAAAGCCUUACAGAGUGGUUCCACAGCAGAAUGCACUGGAUUGGCCAUGAGAGCAUCGAAAUGGGAAUCCAGUGUGGUCUGUGUGCGCUACCCUGUUCUGCUGCCAACUCCGGCCGCUUUAAUCACUUGCACUUAAGAAUCUUCUGACAGGAUCUUUCCUUCCUCCGGAUCAAACCCCAAAUGCUCUGGCUUCUGUAGAAUCACUGCUCUUGAGAACCCCUAAGCACACUGAAAGGGUUUGCAUAGAUCAAAUCAGUGCUCCAGAAUUACCAGGGCAAACCUUCUCCUCACAGUUAAUGCAGUGAUAGAGUAUUUUAAAGACCAUGGAAUUAAUGAUAUUUAAUGGAAUUUGAAGACUGUAUGUAUUAAAGUAUUUGUAUAUUUUGAAGUAUUUCAUGUCUACAAAUGAUGGGGUUUUAUAUAAACACGGUGGAAGACAGCAAAGCUGAAUUUGGUGUCAAGUCUGGCUCUGGGUAGCAGCAAUGGAC